AUGGCAGACGAUUCAGCCGAGAGCCUGACUUUGGAGGAUUUGGAAGUGGUCAUUCCACAUCUGAGAAAUAGCGUGGAGAGCAUUUCGCGACACGAUCCCGAUUUCUGUUCAGCAGUUAUUUUGCUUGCACCUGCGCUUCGAAAGCAUCACCUUUUCUCACGACCACACGGAGACUUGAGUGCUCUUGAGGACCUUGCGUCCGCCUCAAGCCUUUGUUGCGAUGCGACAGAAUCUGAAAGCGAUGCUAGAGAAGCUUCUCGGUUAGUAGACAAGGCCGUUGACACGGUAGAGAAAGACGAUCCGUCGCAUCCUGCGGUCCCACAGUCAGCAUGUCGUAUCAUCGGCAAGAAGGCAAUCAGGCUUUCUGACAAGGAUGAUUUUGAAAGAUUGUUCGGGAUGCAUAAAUGCAUACUAGAUAUAACGCCACUCAAUCAUCCGAAGUUCAUAUCGCGAUGGCGGAGUUAUGAAGAUACACUGUUCAAAGGGUACAUGACCUUCGGCGAGGGAAAGGCUCUGGAGGAGUCUAUUCGAGUUUCACAGCAGAUUGUCAGCACCACAGACCACGACUCCGAAGAGCAUGCGAGGCAUUUGUGGAUUCUUGGACGGCGGAUUAUUCAGCGCUAUUUGAGGAACGGAACUUCUGGAGAUCUUGAUGCGAGUAUCAAGGCGUGUCAACAAGCAGUGGACGAAACACCGAUCAGUUCCAAGAAUCGCCAGCGAAGGUUACAGUCUUUGUACGAUCGGUUGGGGGAGAAAUAUUCUCAGACUCUGGAUGAUGAUGACUUCCAAAGAGCAUAUGAUAUUGCGAAAGAAGCCGUUGAUUUGACUACCGAUAGCGACAUGGGCCCUACCGUCCGCCUGAGUAUUCUUGGUGUCUUACUUCUAGGGGCAUAUGGCAAGACCGGAAGCAAGGAACGUCUGGAAGAGUCAAUACGCUUUGGAAGGGAGGCUUUGCCCGCAACGCCUGAUGGCCAUCCAGAUAGCGCUCUGUGCAACUUUAAUCUUGCCGACAGACUACGUAUACGACAUCUCGAGUAUGUUUCAGCCGACGACUUGCAAGACGCCAUCUCAUACUACCAGAAAGCCCUCAAUCACUCCAGUGCCUCUAUGUUUCUUCGUUUACAAGCAGGCUUUUCGCUCAUGCAGAGUUACGUCUCGAAUCACGACUUGGAAGGCGGGUACAAGGCAGUUUCCAAACCCAUAGAUAUCCUGUCCCUUCUCAGCUCUCGUCCACUGAGAAAUGCUGAUCUUCAGCGCGAUGCUUCCAAGCUUGCAGGUUUGGCUACACAGGCAGCUUCGAUCGGACUACACUCCGGGAAGAGUGCAGUCGAGGCCCUGGAGUUUCUGGAGGUGGCGAGAGGAGUCCUGGCUUCCUCGAUCAGUGUUCUUCGAGCUGAUACUAAGGAGUUGGAAAAGGAGCUACCUGAGCUGGCUCAACAAUACAACAGUCUUCGGGACCAGCUAGAUGACGGCCCUUCACACGACGCGGGUUUUGAACUAGAUGACGAGGUUUGGGCAAACGCAAUGACUCAAACAUAUGAUACUGGGGAACAGUUGUCAGCCUUACUGGCAGAGAUACGCUCAAACCCUGGCCUUAAAUUCUUUCUGCGGCCUGACGAUGAGGAAGGGAUGAGGCGUGCAGCUGCGCUCGGCCCUCUUAUCGUGGCAAACGUCGCCUCUGCGUUGUUUGUUGCCUCUGCGGUUUACGAUGCCAUGAUCAUCCAUCGAGAUGGCUUCGGCACUGUUCGUAUCCCUAGACUGAGCAAGAGUGAUAUCGAUUCGAAGUAUCAGACGUUAGGUCAGCGCAGUCUCAAGGUUCUCGAACGGCUUUGGGAUGCCGUUGCUGAGCCCAUACUCAACUCUCUAGGUUUCGCUGAGCCACCACAAAAGGGCAAGAUGAAGAGGGGCGCCACAGUCAGCGAACUGGCGAUACGGUGA
Fusarium tjaetaba is the source of this 1938-nucleotide messenger RNA. RefSeq lists its product as uncharacterized. Gene Ontology annotation, molecular function: protein binding. The record is from RefSeq and is a predicted model, not a curated record. Lineage: Eukaryota; Fungi; Ascomycota; Sordariomycetes; Hypocreales; Nectriaceae. The transcript has 4 exons. The coding region runs from base 1 to 1938 and encodes 645 amino acids.